Colletotrichum tamarilloi is the source of this 318-nucleotide messenger RNA. RefSeq lists its product as uncharacterized. The transcript is spliced from 2 exons. The annotation marks the transcript as partial. Lineage: Eukaryota; Fungi; Ascomycota; Sordariomycetes; Glomerellales; Glomerellaceae. The record is from RefSeq and is a predicted model, not a curated record.
AUGGUGAGCCAGAUAGAGAAUCGGCGCCGAGUGGUGGGUGACUGGGAUUUCCUGCAACUGGCCCCCGCCACCCCUUCGCAGAAGCCGACCCGCAGCCAUGGGCUUUCAUUCGACGGAGAGGCUACAGUACCCGGGCAAGACAACGCCGCGGACCCACCACUGGCCUCGAGUGGACAACAAUGCGAAACGGACCAUCUUGGAGCUAAAGCCGCCACCGCAGGCACCGCAGGCAUGCAGGGAGGCUUGGAAGAUACUUUCUUCGACCGAGUCGACAGCGCCGACACCAUCGACAACCAAGAUGCCGAUUCCGACAUCGAC